AUGUCGACGUAUGCAUCUGACCUUCGCNUGUUUGCUCUGAUGAUCAUCUUCACCAGAUUUCAGUAUAAGAUGGCGACAGAAGACUCGACAUCAAGGCCUGUCAUCACGGCCACAAAUCAUUCGGCGUUCAUCUUUAUCGCAACAGCACUGUGUCUUGUUUGCAUACUGCUCUUCCUGAGUGCUCGACUCGUCGUUCGAUAUCCAUGGAAGCGAUCUCUGGGAUCUGACGAUUGGACUACGCUUUCAGCUUCGGGCNAGCUUCUCUAUGUUAGCGAUCUCCUUUACAUUCCAACUAUAUUUGUUGCACAGCUCGCAGUCAGCCUCUUCUUCUUGCGGUUAUCUGGUCCCGAACGAAGUUUCUUCCAUCAGCUUGCUCGCUUUAUUGCAGGGGCGACAGUGGUUUUCGCGUUCACAUGUUUUCUCAUGAUUACCAUUCGGGUAGAAAACGGCGUACAUGUGUGGGCAAUCGUGGUGGUCGGCCACAAAUCGAUACUUCAUCGAUGGAUCGCAACGGGUGCGUUGAGUGUUCUGAUCGAGGUUCUCCUGAUCAUUUGUCCGGCAUGGCUUCUGUGGACUCUGCACAUGCCUCUGAAGAAGAAAUUGGGCUGUGCUGUUUAUUUUAGCCUCCGAUUCCCAGGAACGGACCGCACACUCGACAUGACGGUACCGGUGGUUUUGACACAACUCGAGAUGCACUUCACCGUUCUGGCUGCUACUAUUCCGAUCCUUCGAAACCCUCUUACCAAGCUCAACUCCGGAUAUCUCAACACAACGUUAGAGCAGAUGGAUCCAGCAGCAAGUGCAGCUUAUGCAUCAUCCAGAUCAGGUAGCAGUGGCAAAAGCCCGUCUUUUGCCCUGUCGCAUGUGACGGGUAGCGGGCGGCGCAAUGAUCCGGUGGUUGAACAGAGAGAAGGAGAGGGCAUCGAGACCAUCGCCGAAGCAGGCUCUGACACGAUUGAGGAGGGUCAAAGUGUGUUGUCAGAGGGCUCUGACCAAAUUAUGAUCAAGCGGACAGUCAUGAUAGACUACGCAUGA
Molecule: messenger RNA, 1035 nt
Organism: Aureobasidium musti
Lineage: Eukaryota; Fungi; Ascomycota; Dothideomycetes; Dothideales; Saccotheciaceae
Source: the annotation of a GenBank genome assembly